Xiphophorus hellerii (green swordtail) is the source of this 1805-nucleotide messenger RNA. RefSeq names its product equilibrative nucleoside transporter 1-like. Gene Ontology annotation, molecular function: nucleoside transmembrane transporter activity. The record is from RefSeq and is a predicted model, not a curated record. Bases 247 to 1554 code for a protein of 435 amino acids. Gene Ontology annotation, biological process: uridine transmembrane transport. Gene Ontology annotation, cellular component: plasma membrane. The transcript is spliced from 13 exons. NCBI's taxonomy places the organism in Eukaryota, Metazoa, Chordata, Actinopteri, Cyprinodontiformes, Poeciliidae.
ACGGCACCAAACCAUGAGGAAGACCUCGAAGACAGGAAGGUAACAGAGGACGAAGGAUUUCACAAGCAGCUGUGCGCACAGAACGAUCAACAAUAUCUGCUGUGAUAACGACUGAAUGGCUGCUGUCAAACACUGAAGCUCAAGAAACACCCGGAGGUUGUUCUGAUCCUCCUCAUUUUGCUCCAGUCCAAUCCGGAUCUCCAGUCCAGCUGCGCCGUCCUUCAGCCAGUUGGUUUCUCUGUGACGAUGGCUACCACCUCACCCAAAGACAAAUAUUUGGCCGUGUGGGUGAUCUUCUUCAUGCUUGGUCUGGGAACAUUGCUGCCCUGGAACUUCUUCAUGACUGCUACCAUGUACUUCAGGAAUCGUCUGAAGGACCCUUUGCCCACUGAGGUUUCAGCCAAUCAGACUGAAGCAGCAGGUCAACAUCAAAGUGUUCUACAGACCAAAUUCAACAAUGUGAUGACGCUCUGCGCCAUGUUGCCUCUGCUGCUGUGCACCUGCCUCACCUCCUUCCUGCACGCCCUCGUUCCUCAGCGCCUGCGUGUGAUGGGAAGCCUCUUCAUCAUCAUGUUUGUCUUCAUCAUCACUGCUGUCCUUGUCAAAGUUCCUCUGGAGCCGCUGCCUUUCUUCUCCAUAACCAUGGUGAAGAUAAUCAUCAUCAACUCGUUUGGGGCGGUGCUGCAGGGCAGUCUGUUUGGGAUGGCCGGUUUGCUUCCAGCUUCGUACACCACUCCCAUCAUGAGCGGCCAAGGACUCGCCGGAACCUUCGCUGCCACUUCUAUGAUCUGUGCCAUUGCAAGUGGUUCUGAGCUGGAGGACGCAGCAUUCGGUUAUUUCAUCGUGGCCUGUGUUGUCAUUUUCCUGUCCAUCUUGUCCUACGUCUUACUGCCCAAACUGACAUUUUUCCAGUUUUAUCAAGAAAGGAACAGAAAACAAAGAUCAGAUGAUGAGCAGAAUGCCGUCACUCUGAUGAACGCAGAGAAUAAAGAUGCUGCAGCAGAUGAGAAACAACAAAGCAUCUCCAUGAUGAAGAUCUUUCAGAAGAUUUGGAUCCUGGCAUCGUCGGUCUGCUUCAUCUUCACCGUCACCAUCGGCACUUUUCCCGCCAUCACUGCCGACACGCGAUCCACGCUGGCCGACGGAGGGACCUGGGAGCGCUACUUCGUCCCCGUCAGCUGCUUCCUGCUCUUCAACCUGAGCGACUGGACUGGGCGGAGCCUGACCGCCGUCUGCAUGUGGCCAGGUAAAGACAGCCGGGUGCUGCCGGCGGCCAUCUUGGCUCGCGUUGUCUUCGUACCUCUCUUCAUGCUGUGCAACGUUCAGCCCCGCCUCCAUCUGCCCGUCUUCUUCCAUCACGACGGCUUCUUCAUCGCCUUCAUGCUCCUCUUCGCCUUCAGCAACGGCUACCUGGCCAGCCUCUGCAUGUGCUACGGACCGAAGAACGUCCUUCCUCACGAAGCAGAAACCGCUGGAGCCAUCAUGGCGUUCUUCCUGGCUCUGGGAUUGGCUGCCGGAGCCGCCAUCUCCUUCCUGUUCAGAGCACUGGUCUGACUGGGACCCUGUACUGGUCUGACUGGGACCCCUUCAUUUUAGCAUCUAAAGAGUAGCACAUAUUUAAAUCUACUGGAGUUUACUAAGUGUUUUAAAUGGAAAUAAAAUGUAAAAAAUCAGAUUAAAAACUAAAAAUGAAUCAAAUCCAUGAAACUGACAGGACGUUUGGACAAGAGUUGAGACGGUUCUAGUUAUAAAGAAUUUAAUUUCAUGUCAGUGUAACCCCCAUAAACUCUGCUGGUCUGUCUCUA